Messenger RNA from Cryptococcus amylolentus CBS 6039, 396 nucleotides. RefSeq lists its product as hypothetical. Bases 1 to 396 code for a protein of 131 amino acids. Gene Ontology annotation, molecular function: protein binding. The transcript has a single exon. Lineage: Eukaryota; Fungi; Basidiomycota; Tremellomycetes; Tremellales; Cryptococcaceae. The record is from RefSeq and is a predicted model, not a curated record.
AUGUCGUCAGCCACCCUCAACACCGACAUCCUCUACCACACCCUCGCUCUCCUCCCAACAUCCUCUCUCGCUACAAGCCUGCUCGCCUCCAAGAACUUCUAUCGGCUUUGCUCCCCGUUAUUGUGGAGGGACGUCGAGCUGGAUCUAAGCAAAGAGGGAGAAAGUCAUCCGCUGGUGAAAGCUCUCGUCCCGGGAAGUCGGAGUGAAGUACAGGGAGAUGGAUGGAGCACCUCGCCAGCACCAUACGUCCGACACCUCACUCUCCUCGCACACACCAACGCCCCCCCCUGCUCCCACGUCCACUCCCCACCCUCUAGCAGUGAACCCCACACCAACCCACUCCCAAACCUCAACACUCUCCACCUCACCAUCCAUCCCUCCUCCCCCGUCGGCUGA